GCAUGAGGCUGUUUAUUGCCAUGACGUGGGACGGGGACACUCGCUCCUUCUCCCUUUCCGGGAAGGCGAGGAGGGAGGCGGGCUGAGGCUGAAGGGCAGCAGGGCCACGGCAGCUCCCGGUGCACCCGGAGGUUUUGCUCUCUCAUCUGUUUUUUCCCCUAAAACCAAACCCAGGUCCGGCCCGUCCGUGGUUUCGGCGAUGCUGCCAGGGAAAGCGGAGAAGAGGAUGGUUUCGUCAGUCUUCAUCACCCUGGUGCCACCACGGAGGGAGGUGGCGACCAAGGAGAAAACCCAAAGGGAACCGCAGGCAGACGGUGACAAGGUCCCAGGCACCCAUCACCCAGGUCCCAGGCCCCCAUCACCCCUGGACCCCGCUGCGGGUGCUUAUCGGCAUUGUUUGUCCCCUCCGGCUGCGGUGGCGUUUGCUUUUGGGGCAGAAACCUGCCCAGCAGCCCCUGUGCCUUCGUCCCCGACGGUCCUCGUCCUCUCCGAAGCUCCCCAGCCCCUGUCUGCAGAGACACUGGUUCCGGCACUGCAGCAACUGGACCUUGCAGCACCCACCACCCUCCAGGUGAGGACAAAUCCCACCAGCCCCUUCUGCCUGAGCCCCCCAAAAUUCAGCCAGGAGCAACCAGGCAAGCCGCAGUGGCAGGAUGUGAAAUGGUACCCAGAGAGGGACAGCUCCAGAGACAUCUGCGCCUUCUGCCACAAAGCGCUGGGGCCGCGGGAGCCAACGGUGGAGGCGAUGGGGAAGCAGUAUCAUGCCGAGUGCUUCACCUGCAGGACGUGCCCCCGGCUCCUGGCCGGGCAGCGCUACUACCAGAAGGACGGGCGCCCCAUGUGUGACGCCUGCUACCAGGCCACACUGGAGAAAUGCGCCAAGUGCCAGGGGCUGAUCACGGAGUGCAUCAUCCGUGCCCUGGGCAAAGGCUUCCAUCCUGACUGCUUCUCCUGUGCUGCCUGCGGCCGGGCCAUCGGCGCAGAGAGCUUCGCAGUGGAUGAGCAGGACGAGGUGUACUGCGUGGCCGACUACUACAGGAAAUACGCUGCGGUUUGCAGCGCCUGUGAGCGCCCCAUCAUCCCCCACGAGGACAAGGACACCUACAAGAUCGAGUGCCUGGGACGCAGCUUCCACGAGAGCUGCUACUGCUGCGAGAGCUGCAGGACACCCCUGUCACCAGAGCUGACGGAGAACGGGUGCUACCCCCUGGACAACCACCUCCUCUGCAAGUCCUGCCACAUCCGCUGGCGAAGCGAGUCAUCCUGCUAA
Molecule: messenger RNA, 1270 nt
Organism: Nestor notabilis (Kea)
Lineage: Eukaryota; Metazoa; Chordata; Aves; Psittaciformes; Psittacidae
Gene: FBLIM1
Product: filamin binding LIM protein 1
Exons: 8
Biological process (GO): cell-cell adhesion
Cellular component (GO): focal adhesion; stress fiber
Molecular function (GO): filamin binding
Source: RefSeq, a predicted model, not a curated record